AUCUUACUUAUCCCCAAACCCUAGCUCGUGCGGCCGAAGACAGAGAGCAGAGCAAUGACGACCCGAUUCAAGAAGAACAGGAAGAAGCGUGGCCACGUGAGCGCCGGUCACGGUCGUAUCGGAAAGCACCGGAAGCACCCCGGUGGUCGGGGAAAUGCCGGUGGCAUGCACCACCAUCGGAUCCUGUUCGACAAGUACCAUCCUGGUUACUUCGGGAAGGUGGGAAUGCGAUACUUCCACAAGCUCCGCAACAAGUUCCAUUGCCCCAUCGUCAACAUCGACAAGCUCUGGUCUCUCCUGCCCCAGGAGGCAAAGGACAAAGCUCUAAAAUCCAAGGACACUGCCCCUGUCAUUGACGUCACACAGCAUGGAUACUUUAAGGUCCUUGGGAAAGGCGUCCUACCCGAAAACCAGCCCUUCGUUGUGAAAGCCAAGCUUAUUUCGAAGAUCGCCGAGAAGAAGAUUAAGGAAGCUGGGGGCGCUGUUGUUCUCACCGCUUAGGUUUAAUCGGUUUUUAUUUUUUUUUAUAUACAUUGCAAGUUAAUGUGUUUUCGUUUUGUUUCGGAUAUUUUUUUACAUUAUAUAUUGCAAGUGAUAUAUUUUGUUUUUAA
This is a messenger RNA of Vigna angularis (adzuki bean), 611 nucleotides long. RefSeq names its product 60S ribosomal protein L27a-3. Gene Ontology annotation, cellular component: cytosolic large ribosomal subunit; ribosome. Gene Ontology annotation, biological process: translation. NCBI's taxonomy places the organism in Eukaryota, Viridiplantae, Streptophyta, Magnoliopsida, Fabales, Fabaceae. The record is from RefSeq and is a predicted model, not a curated record. The coding region runs from base 55 to 501 and encodes 148 amino acids. The transcript has a single exon. Gene Ontology annotation, molecular function: structural constituent of ribosome.